This is a messenger RNA of Solea solea (common sole), 2105 nucleotides long. Its product is annotated as collagen alpha-1(XXI) chain. The transcript has 21 exons. The record is from RefSeq and is a predicted model, not a curated record. Lineage: Eukaryota; Metazoa; Chordata; Actinopteri; Pleuronectiformes; Soleidae. Bases 68 to 1495 code for a protein of 475 amino acids.
UCUGAACCGGACAGUCGCACUCGAGGAGGAGGAAGACUGUAACUGUGUUGUUGGCCCACUGGGACGCAUGGGAUUCAGAGGAGAGAAAGGAAGGGAAGGACCUCCAGGACCUGAUGGUAAGCCUGGUAAGGCCGGGACUCCUGGAGAACCUGGUCCUGCUGGAUUACCAGGCUUGAAGGGUGAUGUUGGCCCUCCAGGACUGAGAGGGGAGGCUGGUCGAUUAGGUGAAAUGGGAGACAGAGGGGAGCCAGGCUCACCAGGAGAACCAGGGCCUCCAGGACCUAAGGGUCCUCCUGGAGCGAUGGGUGAAGCAGGACCUCCUGGAGUGACUGGAUCAGUGGGAGGACCAGGACUUCAAGGCUCUAGUGGAUUACUUGGACCAACAGGAGCAAAGGGACAGAAAGGAGAUCCUGGGUCUGCUGGUCCUGCUGGAGCGCCAGGUUCCCCGGGAGCUCCUGGUGCAGUGGGCCCUCGAGGACCUGCAGGGGAUUCAGGGUCGCCUGGACCUCAGGGACUUCCUGGAACAAAGGGAAUCCAGGGGCCCGAGGGGCGGCCGGGACCGAUCGGCCAAGAUGGUCCCAAGGGGAAGUGUGGAGAUCCAGGAGUUACUGGUUCAUUCGGUUCACCAGGUGAGAGGGGCUUGGCAGGGGAGCCAGGUGUUCCAGGUCUGCAAGGUGUCAUGGGGCUGCCAGGGUUCAAAGGUCACAAGGGUGACAAAGGAGAAGAUGGAGCCCAAGGAAACCAGGGACACCGAGGCAGAGAAGGAGAUCCAGGGAUUCCCGGUGUACCGGGCGAAGUUGGACCCAGGGGGAGGAACGGAGAGAAAGGAGUGCCUGGUGACCUGGGUCCCAGGGGUGUGGAAGGAAAGAAAGGGGACAUGGGCCACACGGGCCAAAUGGGUGCUGUUGGGCCCAGGGGAUAUUCUGGCCAAGAUGGGUUGCCAGGCCAACCAGGUCAGCCAGGAUAUCCAGGGAAACCAGGCAAGCCUCCCUCAGAUGAACAUCUUCUAAAGCUCUGCUCCGAUGUCCUGCGUAACCAACUCCCAGCACUGCUUCAGUCUCUGGCCCCCACAGCUCACUGUGAACCCUGCCAGAACAUGAAAGGUCCCGCAGGCCAGCCUGGAGCACCAGGCCCCAAAGGAUCCAUGGGAACUCCAGGCUACUCUGGCAUGAGCGGCACUCCCGGCUACCCCGGUCCUCCUGGAAUUCAGGGCCCUGCAGGGGUCAAAGGUGACGUGGGACCAAGAGGACUGAAAGGCAGCAAAGGAGAGGGUCACAGUGGAGCAGCAGGACCACCUGGACAGCCCGGAAUCCAGGGUCCCCGUGGCUUUGAUGGAAUCGGACAUCCAGGUAAUCAGGGAAUUCCUGGAAAACCAGGAUCACCGGGACACCCUGGUAAACGGGGCAACCCGGGGCUUCCAGGGAUGUGUGAUGUGUCCAUGUGUUAUCAGACGUACAACCUCAGGGAACACUACAGCAAAGGACCUAAUGUCUGAGGAUGCAGCACGGUUCUGGACUUAAAUCCCUGUGUGGUUUUAAGGGAAGUGAUUUACUGUAUUAUGGAUUUACAGAGAUGUGUGUGGGACUGUUGACUCCUUUAUGAAACGGCUGCACCGGAGGCAGACAUAGUGAAAACGCAGCGCAUUGAUUCAUGAUGAUGGAAUUCAUGGUCAGAGCAGCCUCACGUUAGCGGCUUUAAACAGAGAAUGAUAAACACCAAAGUGGCUGAAGCUGAAUUCUGCUGCGUUUUUUUCAUUUUAUUUGGUCAAACAUUACAAAUUAUCUACCUCCUGUUUUACCUGACUUUAACUUAAAGGACCAAUGUGUAGGAUUUAAUGAUGUCUAGGGUUUGUUGGACUGCAAUUUUCAUCAUUUUGUGAUUUAAAGGUGCAGACCUGUUAGCUCUAAUGUAGCAUUAAAGAACACGGCCAGUGUUUGUUAUGUCCAUUCAGGGCUUCCGUACAAAAGUUCAUAUAAAUUCAUUCUUUAACAAUGUUAAUAAUGUUUGUUGAUAGAUCCCUCCCUAAAUCCUACACAGUGGACCUUAAAUGAUGCAGCAGGUUUUGUUCAUGAGGCUGAUUUCAACACACAAACCAGACAACAGUG